Messenger RNA from Centropristis striata (black sea bass), 4131 nucleotides. RefSeq names its product Scm polycomb group protein like 4 (gene scml4). NCBI's taxonomy places the organism in Eukaryota, Metazoa, Chordata, Actinopteri, Perciformes, Serranidae. Gene Ontology annotation, molecular function: protein binding. Bases 837 to 1886 code for a protein of 349 amino acids. The transcript is spliced from 7 exons. The record is from RefSeq and is a predicted model, not a curated record.
AAGUCAUUUAUUUCUCUUAAGUUACAUAGGCUAAUUUACACACAGUGUUAUUACUAUGCCAAUAGCCAUCCUUUGUUACAUCCUUUUUGAGUGAAAUGAUCAAUAAAUGUCAUAUGUUACACUUUUGGUGAAGUUUUUUGUGUUUCCUGCAAAACUUGAAAAAAUUAGUUAGGCGAUCAUUUUAACAGGGUGACGAUAUGAAAGCAGUUCGCAUAUCUGUAAUACAGCUAUAGGCCUAUAACAAAAUAUAUUGAUUGUGAAACAAAAUAAACGUAGCCUAAUUUUAAAACAUUUUUGGGCUCAACCUAGGCUAUCUGUCACGGAGUGUUUUGGGGUUAUCAAAAGGGGGCUGAACCUCUUCAGUUUGAGUGCUUCUUUUUUAUUUUUUUUAUUUACGGUGCUGUCUCUCCCUCUGCAGGUAAAUGAGAUACAGCUUUAAAGCCAGAUAGGGAAAUCAUCAUCACCCCGUUAACGAUACAGUCACACGUUUCCCCUUUCAACUUGCACCCUUGAGGACGUUAGAACUCCUGCUGAAACCUCCGGACAGCGUUGGGAAGGUCAAACUGCGGCUUUGCUUCCCGCCCGCGGUCUCCACACCUCCAGUCCGCGGUGCUCGCUCGCGUCCCUGCCGCAGCUGCAGGGGUGGAACCCGGACUGACCCAAGCCGAAGGUUCGCUGGUGUUUCCGCCGCUUCUGCUGCUCCACGCUCCGGCUCAGCGUCUGGACCAUGGUCGGUCCGCAGUCAGCCUGCUGAGGGGGAAUGGAUUCCCGCCGUUAAAUCGGCCCCAUCGAGAUAGUGUGAUGUAUCUCUCCUCCCCCUGGCGGGCUGCGAGGCCAUGAGACUGCGAGGCGGGCGGGAAUUCAACCCUGACUCCUACCUGGAACUGGCCCCUCCUCCUCCUCUCCCUGUCGCCUGGAUUCCUGGCGUCCUCAGAAAGGGCGUGCGCCUCCGUCUGCGUUUGGAUCGCAGAGAUGACCGCGGGCGGGGCUGCUGGCAACUGGUUGACUUGGAGGCGGAGUCAGAGCCGGUUGGGCGGAGGCUGAGGAGCCAGACCCCCGACACCUGCGCUCAAAGUCUGAUGAGUACCUUGUCUGCCGGCUCAGAGAUGCAGACUCCCGCUCUCGGCCCACAGUUCAUGGCGGGGCCUCAGGGUAAGGUCCCUGGGAGGAAGAGAGGCCGGCCUCCUAUUCGUAAGCUGGAGUUCCAGAGUCACUACGUAGAGCCUCUGUCACCUCUCAAGGUCCCGAAGAAGAGAGGCAGGAAGCCGGGCUUUAAGCUGAAGCCCAGGAUGGUGAUGUCCCCACUAGCUAACUCUCCUCCCAGCAGCACACCAGAACCUGAGCUGGGCUCAAUCCCACAGGAUGCUGCUAUUGUCCCCCACUCUGCCACGCCGCAGGUCCUCACAGCAGAGACCUCGAUGCCCGAUGACUUCCUAUGUGACCCGCCGGUGGACUCCAAACGUUACGCUGUGGAUCCCAGCGACUCUGCCUUCAAUGUCAUGACAUCACAGUACCCGCCAAAGCACUCCUAUGGGUACCGUGGCAGCAGUUGCUCUACCCCAAUGGGCCUGUGCAGACAAGCAUCGAGUCCAGCAAGCUUCCAGGACGUAAACAGGAAUGCUUACAGUCCAGACUCUGGAGAGAGCAAGCGUCCUGCUGGUAAGGACCCGUCCAGCUGGGGUGUGGAGGAGGUUGUUUGGUUCAUCAAAGAUGCUGACCCCCAAGCCCUCGGACCCCACGCUGAUACAUUCAGGAAGCAUGAGAUAGACGGGGACGCUCUGCUCUUGCUAAAGAGUGAGAUGAUGAUGAAGUAUCUGGGACUGAAGCUGGGACCUGCACUCAAACUCUGUUACCACAUCGACAGGCUUAAACAGAAUCGGUUGUGAUUUCCUGCGAAGGAGCCAAAACCCUCGGAUGACCUUUCACUAAAACUGUAUCACUGCUGAUUCUCUCAAACAUCCUCAACCAUCAGCAAUACAUCAUGAACGCCUUUGGAUCCAGAUUGUGUUGACAAAUUGGACAUGUUGACUGUACAUAUUAAGGCUAUUUGCAGCUGAAGAAAUGAUUUCAUUUCUGUCAUUGUUUACCGGGUAUCUGAAUGGCUUUAGAUUGUAAAUAGUUUGCCUCCACGAAGAUGGCAGCUACUGUAUAUUGAAACAUGACCUGUCCACUCUUCAGUCUGCAUCUGACUCUCAACAGCACAGAUCUGUGCAGAUCUUAAUCAUGGACACCUCUGAAGACCUACAGAGACAGGGAGCCUAACAAACAUGUAUGGUGCUUUACCUCAAUAUUAUAUUUAAACUUAAAGAAGUCUUUUGGUUAAAAGGAUAGUUCAGAGUUUAUGAAGUGGGGUAGUUUGAGGCACUUAGUCAGUGUAUUACCUAUAGUAGAUGGCAGUUGGCAUGCCUCCAGUUUGGAGAAACAGGCAGGAAUACUGGCAGUUAGCCGGCUAAACAUCCAUCUCAGUGCUAGUGUAUGCUAUAUUUAGAAUAUUUUCACAGCUUUACUUUUCCGCUAGACAGUCCUGUUUAAGUUUAUGUGGAGCGUAACUGAAACUGUUCUCUGCUCUCUUUAAAGCUACCAGACUCCGUUGACAAAAACGGUCAUUUUAGCUUGGAGAACAUGAGAGUUUUUGGUCUAUUCCUUUUAUGUAGUUUGUUUUUGUGUAAUUGUGUGACUUUGGUGAAUCGGAAAUAGCCCUUUAAAACACCAAAAUGACACAAUAACACAAACAAACUAGCAGCAGAACAGCAACUCCUGUGUUCUGCAUGGUAAAAUGACUGUUUUUGUCAAUGGAGUCUGGUGGCUUUGAGGAAGGCCCCCUGCAUUAACUUAAACAGUAAAAAAAAAAGAAAAGCAAUACAUUGAGAAUCCAUAGUACCUCAUACAACCCCACCUCAAAUAAUCUGAACUAUCCAUUUAAGGCACAAUGCUGCUGCAGUUUUAAAAUAAUAGUUUCGUGUAAUAUGAUGACAAUGUUUACCCAGGUAUCACUCCAAGACACAAACUGUAACUUCUAACCAAUCUCUCAAACUCUUCAGCAAGUAUUGAAAUCUUUUGAUUUCUUUUUAUACUGAAACAUGAAAAACUUCAUCAUAAACUAGCGAUGCAUCACAAAAUGUGAGACAAAGGAAUUUGCUAACAUGAACAUUUUAACCACAAACCACAGCACAGCACAACAGUGAAGCGAUAAGAUUUUGCACCAAUGAGAGGUGCAUAUUAUCAUGCAGCGCUCAUAGUGACAGGAAAGGCAGGAGACAAAGACAGAUGCUGACUGAUGUUUUUCACCUUGUUCUCAUGAAUUGUACAUCAUGUUACACAGAAGUGGUGUGACAGAAAGCAACUUGUAGCAAACUCAUACAACUUGGUGCUCACUGAAACCGUUACUGCCACUACAACCACAACACUUAACAGUUUAAUCACUCUGCUCCGACGCUUCAUCACUAUCAGCGUGUGAUUUCCAGAAUACCUCUUCACUCAUUUUCAAUAUAAAUGUAUCUGUUUUGCUCUGUCAAAUGAUAAAACAGUAUUUUAUCUCCAAACUGUAAAAACUGACAAACUAUUAAAUGUCUUGAGCAUUAAUAUUAACAUUUUUGAAGCCACCAAAUACAGUUUUGUCAUAUAGAAUUGUACAAACAACUUGUAUACACAUUAAUGAUCAGUCUCAUGCAGUAUAUGACAAACUCAUACAACUUACAAUGUCAAAUACAAUGCUUUUUCUGACUGUACAGUACUCACUUUAAUUCUUUGUGUUCUGUGUGUUUUUUAAAUUCCAUAAAAUUGUGCCACACUUAUGUGAGCGCAGCAUGUAUGUGUACGUAUGAAUUAUGUAUUUCAUGAUUGUCUUUAGCCUGAGGGAGCUAAACUUUUACAUUUCAUUAUUAUUUACUUUUUUUUAUAUACCUUUUUUGAUCUGAGAAUUUUCUUUUGGUGAUUUGAAAUGAAGCAAUUGUGAUGCACAGGAGCUGGCAACCCAAAUUAGAAAUGUCCAAAUGUCUUCAUCAUUUUUUUUAAAUCUUGCCUGUGACCCAUUUUAAAUCGAUUUUAACUCGCUAAUAACUUUGUUUUUCUUUUUAAUAAAAUGUUUUUAAAGCAUACUUUUUCCAGAGAAAAUAAACCUUGUUCAUUGAA